Messenger RNA from Blepharisma stoltei, 1665 nucleotides. The record is from the annotation of a GenBank genome assembly. Lineage: Eukaryota; Ciliophora; Heterotrichea; Heterotrichida; Blepharismidae.
AUGCCAUAUUUGCUUAUAUCCAAUUGUAGUAAUAAUUCCAUAUAUAAAGAGAUGGGAAAUUAUCUCAUAAUAAACUCUCAAAAGUCAUCAAUUUCCAACUUCUUAUCAAAGCCAAUAGAUUUUUCCAUGCAAGUUCUCACAAAAUGUAAAUUCUAUGCAGGGUUUCUGUCAGAUAUUCUGCAAUUUUACAAAAGAUACAUCAGCUAUCACUGAGGAAAAGGUUUCCACCUAUCAAGAGCAGAGUUCAAAAGACUAGCCAGAGUUUCACCUAUUAGUGGCAUGGAAGAUGUGGUGUUUAAUUAUUUUCGUAUCCCUGGACACAUAGAAAUAAGCAUCUUGGAAAUAUUCGCCUCCGUAAUUGUAUAUGGAAAUGUCGAAUUUAAUGAAAAAAUAAGGCUCGCAAUGUACAUUUUUGACCUUGAUGGUAACAAAUACCUAACCCGAGACGAAGUUUAUUACUUGUGUGAAGGAUUUAUUAAAGGUAUUGGGAGCAUGACGAGAGGCCCAAUUAUUGAAGACUCAAGUAUUGCAACUCUUGCUGAUACUUGCUUUGCGAUAUUAAAGAAAUCUGUAAAUAUGAAAAUCUGUGGAGAAGAGUAAUUUUCAUUCAGCUUAAAAACAAUUGUUAUUUUAAAUGAUACAUUAUACGAUUUAUUACACAAAAAUGUUGAAGCACAAGAAGAAAAAAAAUCAUGCGCAACAGAAGAGACUCCUCGAGCUAAAACUCCUCUAAAGUUGAGAGGAAGAGGCAGGGGUCAAACAAUUUGUAUACCCUGUGAUCUCGAAAAUAGAUCACUCAAUCCCCAGAGAGCAUAAAAAAUAAUUUUUGAAAUCUGAUUAAUUUUAUUCUAAAUACAGCCAAGAUUAAUAUUCUAAUAUUCAUUUGGCAUUUUUAAAUAUAUAAAUUUAAUUUAAUAUGAUUACGAUUUGAAUUAGAUUUUCUCAUUAUAUUAAAAAAAAAAUUUAUUAAUAAAGUUAAUCUUAUAAUGAAUAGGCAAAUGAAAAUGCAGAGUUAGCAGCCAUAGAAAAAGAGACAUUUCUACAACUCUCACAACUAGAAAAUCUUCAUUCAGCAAGAAACGAGCAAACAAUUUCAGUAUCACUGUUGGAAAACAGCUCAUUUCAAGAUUUGAAGUCAGCAAAUUUUACGAAAUUUUCAAAACAGUCGAAAAUAUAAACGGCUAUGCUACAGCAAUCUCUUUACACAAUGCAUUGCUGAAAAGCAAAGACUUUGCGUCCGAAGCUGGCUCAAUUCCUUUAGAUGGUCAAUUCCUUAAUUUUACACAGAUGUUGGCUAUGGUUUUUAGAAAUGCGUCAAUUUCAGAAAUCAAGAGACUUGUAAGAUUUAUUAAUCGUAUGAAAUAUUUAGCUGAGCUGGAACCUGAGACACCGAAUAAAGAAGAAAAAACAAAAAGAUUGUCGUUUAAUAGUGUUAAAUUCUACCCACAAUUAUUUGAGACUUUUGAAAAAGAUAGAGAAGGGUAUAUACAGUUCAAGGCGCUUAAAACUAGACUUGGAGGCGAUUUUCAUGAAGAAAACCUCAGGUAUCUAUUCGAACAAUAUAGAGUUCCUAAUAAAGGAAUCGAUUUAUAUGGGUUUAUUAGGAUGUUUAUUCCAAAUAGCACGCAUAUCGGGCAAGAUGUUCUUAAUAAGCUUUCUGCUUAG